AUGAACCUUAAAGUUACAGAGAAGCAGAAAGUAUUUGAGAUGACCCCAAACUCAUUCAAAAGAAGUCCUAUUUAUUUAUACUGGGACAAAUUGCCCAUUGAAAAGGUGGAAUUUCGGUUGAAAAACAAAUAUGAUGAUACAGUAUUCAUUUUCCGUGGAACAGGGACGAAUUCUAUAUCAUGGUUCCAGAAAGAAAAACUCAGUGUGGAUCCGACUGACAUUUGGGUCCCACAAACUGUGACUUUCAAUGCGAAUUUCAAUUACCCGGAGUUUACCAUCGAGUAUAACACCGGGAGGAUAGAAGCCAAAAGAGAAAGUGGAAAUACGGAAAACUACGGUCUUUCUGACAAAACGUCGUCCGGUUUGUUUCAGUAUUUCGAAGCGAGGAAUCCUUCUUCGGGAAAUUUACGGAGAAACGGUGCUGAUAACUGUUUUCCCUGCUCUCUGGCGUGUGAUUAUGAAGAGUUGGUUUGUGUUGCUAUGCACUGA
Messenger RNA from Octopus sinensis (East Asian common octopus), 489 nucleotides. RefSeq lists its product as uncharacterized. The transcript has 5 exons. The record is from RefSeq and is a predicted model, not a curated record. NCBI's taxonomy places the organism in Eukaryota, Metazoa, Mollusca, Cephalopoda, Octopoda, Octopodidae. The coding region runs from base 1 to 489 and encodes 162 amino acids.